UACCCUUCUCGACAGACUGAUCGCGCAACAGCAGUCAAAAUGCCGGUAUGUGCACAUUCCGAACGAAAUACACGACGCCUUUAUUUAGGACCCGGGGCUUUACGUUGAAGGGUGUACUGGGGGGAGAGACGCCGAUUUCAUAACCUUUGGUGGAGGGGAAGCCGUCUGGGUUGCACGGACAGCCAAAGAAUACGAUUUGCAAAUCGAACAAUUAUCACUGACCUAUGUUCGUCGCAUUGCAGAGCCACAAGUCUUUCCGUACCAAGCAGAAGCUGGCCAAGGCCCAGAAGCAGAACAGGCCUAUUCCUCAAUGGAUCCGUCUCAGGACCGGUAACACCAUCAGGUACAACGCGAAGAGGCGGCAUUGGCGCAAGACCCGCCUCAACAUCUAAACGGAUCACACCCUUUCUCUCAAUCCCCGAUGCUCUCCCGCCGACUCAACUUGUAUUUUUGGCCUCGGCCCCUUGUUCCCGAUAUGGCCGAACACUCU
This is a messenger RNA of Sodiomyces alkalinus F11, 490 nucleotides long. Its product is annotated as 60S ribosomal protein L39. Gene Ontology annotation, cellular component: cytosolic large ribosomal subunit; ribosome. Gene Ontology annotation, molecular function: structural constituent of ribosome. The record is from RefSeq and is a predicted model, not a curated record. Gene Ontology annotation, biological process: translation. NCBI's taxonomy places the organism in Eukaryota, Fungi, Ascomycota, Sordariomycetes, Glomerellales, Plectosphaerellaceae. Bases 225 to 392 code for a protein of 55 amino acids. The transcript is spliced from 2 exons.